Messenger RNA from Mesorhabditis spiculigera, 807 nucleotides. Lineage: Eukaryota; Metazoa; Nematoda; Chromadorea; Rhabditida; Rhabditidae. The record is from the annotation of a GenBank genome assembly.
AUGGUCCAGCUGACGAUGCGCGAGAAUUUGACGCAGCCCUGCCCCGGUAUCGUUAGCGCGCUGGUCGAUUCGAGAUCCGUGGCCGUCGACUUUCAAUUUGUCAGCGGCGAUCCGGAUGGCGAUGAAGUAACCGUGAUUUCAAACGGCGAAUCGCGACAAGUCCGGUUCCCCGGCUGCUACGACGUGAAAGUGUCGUUCGCAAUGAAUCGGCCGCUGAAGAAUCCAUACAUUGAGGCAUUCCUGCAGCUGGGAACCAAUUUACCAUGUAGAACCGAUAGCAAGUCGAAGGUGAAAGGCGCAACCAAGGACAUUUGCACAAACAUUUCAAAGAAGAAUUGGUGCCCGCAGAGUCGCAAUUCGCAGUUGAGAAAAAUGUUGGACGGGAAGAGUACUUGCCAAUUCUGCAACGUUUGCGACACGGUGAAGCAGGGUAAGGAUAUCAAGAAAUUCGUACAAUCAUCGAGCAAACAGACGUGCGAGACAAAACAAGGUCGGCAGACGAUUUCGAUGCGGAUGUGCACCCCGUCGCGUCAGGAGAUGCGCGAAAAGGAGGGCGACGAGAAGAUGGAGGAGUACUGGGGUUACCUGAAACAGGGGGUGAUGACGACCGUCAUCCACGUGUUGGACCGCGCCGGGCCGCAGUCCAGGAAGUGCAACCAAAUGUGCCACACGCAGCGCGCGAACAAGCUCGUCAGCAAGACGUACAAGAAAACGCUGCUGCGGUCAAUCGAGACGGUGUGCGCGCCGGAGGACACGUACGCCGCUUGCGUCUUCCACACGCAGAAGUUCGAUGUGCAAUCGGAUUUU